AUGUCGCUCGGAGGAAGAAUUUGCCUUUGUGUGCCGUAUAAGGAUUAAGGAAACUCUCAGUGGAAGCUGCCACGAGAGCUGCAUGGCUUCCACGUCUCUCUAUACUUCUGCACGUGUAAAACAAACAUCUCUUUGUGCUGCACUUUCUUAUCAACACCUUAACACUGAAACAAUUUACUUUGAAAUUUCAAACCAUUAAAGAGAGAGAAAAAGGCUUCCAUAUCUUUCUUUCAGCAUUUUUCAGCUUUGUUAGCUUCAAUCAGAAGCAUGUCUGCCACACCACGAUCUGCAUUAGAUGCUUUCAGAGAUAUAAUUCUAUGGAGGAGAAAGAAACUGAGCGCAACUGUCCUCCUCGUUUCAACAGCAACAUGGGUAUUGCUGGAAGUUUAUCAGCUCAAUUUUAUCACUGUUGCUUCAUGGUUGGCCAUGUUCAUCGUUGCUUCGCUGUUCCUUUGGGGAAAUGUACUAAGGCUCCUUGGCAAAGAGCCACCAAACUUGUCCGAUUUGGAACUCUCGAAGGAAACUGCCUUGGAGAUUGAAAACACUUGUCGAACAUUUAUCGAAGAAGUGAUAGGAUGGAUGUUUCAUGUGACUGUUGAGGGGGACUGGUUAGUAUUUGCAAGAACAGUCGUUGGGUUGUUGUUACUUUCCUAUGUUGGAAGCGAUUUGCUAACACUUCUUUACAUAGGCAUUAAGACGGCCAUGACAGUUCCUCUGAUAUAUGUGAAGUAUGGAGACCAAAUAAAGAGGUGUGGGGAGAGGGUGAAGGACCAAUUCAGAAGAUUGUACGAGAUGUUUGAUGAGAAGGUGAUAAGGAAGAUGAAGAGUAAAAUUGUCAGAGAAGAGAAUAAAGAGAAGAAAGUUGAGUAGUGCCUCUUGGAUUUUCUAGGCAUGCUAUCUGUAAUUUUUCUUCUUAACGUUGUCACCCUUCAUGCGCCCGUUCUUGAUCAGCUCCAAUUAUUAAACUGGCUUUCCCCCUGUUUUAUGAA
Theobroma cacao (cacao) is the source of this 989-nucleotide messenger RNA. It is a transcript of the gene RTNLB13, whose product is annotated as Reticulan like protein B13. Gene Ontology annotation, biological process: response to bacterium. The record is from RefSeq and is a predicted model, not a curated record. Lineage: Eukaryota; Viridiplantae; Streptophyta; Magnoliopsida; Malvales; Malvaceae.